Molecule: messenger RNA, 576 nt
Organism: Bacidia gigantensis
Lineage: Eukaryota; Fungi; Ascomycota; Lecanoromycetes; Lecanorales; Ramalinaceae
Exons: 1
Coding region: 1-576 (191 amino acids)
Source: RefSeq, a predicted model, not a curated record
AUGCAACCAACUCCACGCCACCUCAAAGAAGCGAGAAUACCUUCCAACCAACACGAUGGUGGAAAAUCAGAUCUUGAUCCCACAGAAUGGAAGCCCUCUGAAAACGCUCCACUCUCAGACGAUGAUCACGGUCCCAAACCCAAAUUGACCGGUAGCAAAGGCAGACAGGAAAUUAAUCGGCCAGCCUUAAGCGACGGAAAUAGCAAUAAGGAAGCAACUCAAUAUCUCGCCAAGUUCCACCCCUCCAGCAAUGGAAAUCCCCGCCUCUCAGGUCCAGCCAACAAGGGUAGUCGCACUCUGCCACCACUAUCUCGUGCCUCGACAGCAACAGCCAGUAGCACAGCUUCCAGUACCUCAAGUCUCUCGGGCUCGCCAUACUCGCUUCUUUCGCCUCCACCAGUCAGUGUAGCCACGACUUCGAUCACAGCCCAUUCUGACAACAGCGGAAACAGCUUUGAGGGCUUGAGCCUUCAGGAAAAGAAUGAAUUAAAAUAUGAAAAGCGGAGGGUCAAAGUGCCCGCAAGGAAGAGCGCUGCCAGCGGGAGCUUGAAGAAGUUGCUAGGAAGCCAGCUUUAG